AUGAGAGGCUUUUCAAGAGCAUCAGCCUUUGGCCUCACGGCAUUGGCCUCUCUUGUCUCUGCUCAAGUCGCAAGCGUCUGCCCAUCCACAGGAGUUUGCUACAAGCUGAACAUUCCCCAAAACACAGCUUCUUCUGGCUCGGGAGACAUCUUCUUCCAGAUCCAAGCACCCAGCAACUAUGAGUGGGUUGCACUUGGUCAGGGAAGCGGCAUGGCCAACUCCAACAUGUUCGUUGUCUACACAUCUGCAAGUGGAAACAACGUCACUCUCUCACCCCGACACACCACCAGCUAUUCACCUCCAACCUUCAACUCGGAUGCCCAAGUCACAUUACUCGAGGGCUCUGGUGUAUCAAAUGGCGUCAUGACUGCCAACGUCAAGUGCUCAAACUGCAACAGCUGGUCAGGAGGUACCAUGGACUUCAAGUCCGGAAGUGGCAACUGGAUCUACGCCUUCCAGAACUCCGGCGGACCCCUGAACACCGACGACACUUCAGCCCAGAUUAACCAGCACUCCGGCCACAGCGCCUUCAACUGGGACUUUGCUCAAGCCAAGGGUGGUUCCAGCGUCAACCCCCUCAUCGCUACCACCUCAACUGGCACCACCCCCAGCAAUGGCAAUGGCAAUGGCAAUGGCAACACCAACUCCGGCAUCACAACCAUCCGCCCCAGCGGCGCUGUCACCAACCGCCGCGAAAAGCUCAUUGCCCACGGCGUCCUCUCUUCCCUUGCGUUUGUCAUCUUUUUCCCUACCGGCGGUAUCGCCAUUCGCCUCGUCUCCAUGACCGGCAUGGUCUGGAUCCACGCCGCAUUCCAGAUCUUUGGCUACAUGACCUAUAUUGCCGGCGCCGGUCUUGGCAUCCACCUCGCCUGCGGCCUCAAGCGGACUGGACACUACCAUGCCAUCAUCGGUAUGAUUCUCCUUGGUGUUCUCUUCUUCAUGCCUAUCCUCGGAUACAUGCACCACCUUUUCUUCAAGAAGGUCCAGAACCGCACCAUCUGGUCGCACGCUCACAUCUGGGUCGGUCGUAUCUUCAUCACUCUCGGCAUACUCAACGGCGGCUUUGGACUCAAACUCGCUGACUGCUCCAACUUGAGCUCCCGCGCUGGUCAAAUCGUCUACGGUAUUGUUGCUGGUCUUAUCUGGUUUGCAUGGGUCGGUGCCAUUGUCAUUGGCGAGAAGAAGAGAAGCAGCUCACUUACCCAGUCUGGAUCCAAGCUCGCCGACGAGCGUGCCAACUCGGAUGGCACUGCUGUUGAUGUCAAUGGACACUAUGGCCACAAGCAGCAACAGUAG
Molecule: messenger RNA, 1296 nt
Organism: Bipolaris victoriae FI3
Lineage: Eukaryota; Fungi; Ascomycota; Dothideomycetes; Pleosporales; Pleosporaceae
Exons: 3
Coding region: 1-1296 (431 amino acids)
Source: RefSeq, a predicted model, not a curated record